CAUUGACAUUGAAUAUGUGAAAUCUCCAUCUGCUGCACGUGAGAGCAGCUUUGGAAGAGUGUUGGGUGGUUGAUUGGACAACUCAGCGGGGCCUUCAGCAUCCUUCUUUGUUUUCUCUGAGCUCACAAUUGGUGCGGACAUGGGCUUCAGGAACUGUUUGAUGUCACCAUAUUCUUCACUCUCUUCCGCUUCAACCUCUUCCUGGUUCUGAAUCUCCUCACACUGACCGUCUAGCAGUCUUCCCCAGUCAAUCUCAGCUGCUCCCCGCUUCUCCGCCUUGCCCUCUUUGCGGCUCCUCUUUUUUCUCUCUCCAGCAACAAGAGAUAAGUAUGACUCCAACUCGCCUCCGUACUCGUGUGCACGGAGCAGACUGGCACUGCUGCUGGUGCGGGAAGAGACCAGACUACUCCCGGAAGAACUGGGAAGCGACAGAAGAGCUCUUGAGCUUUGCAUCCUCGUGCCCCACCCUCUCUCCUCUUGUUUACUGGUGCGCGUUAUUUGGAGUCGAGAUUCCUCAAUAAAAACCUGCUGCCUGCACGAUUGCUGAGGCAUGCAGCUGUGAGUUUGGUCAGCUAGAUCUUUCGCGGAGCAGUGGAAAUGGCCAGUUCCUUCAUCGGAGGCUGUUGGAACGAAGCGAGGGAUGAGACGGACGGCGGAAACGGAGUGCCCCUCAAGCACGAUCCGGCGUUCCGAGGCCCAAUUCGCGGCAAGAGCAGGCGACCAAAAGAUCUCAUUUGCCUUGGAGUGUUCAUAGCCUUUAUUAUCGGGAUGUUCGCCAUCGCAAUUGUUGCCUGGGUGGAUGGAGAGCCUGAGAGACUGAUCUACCCAACUGACUCCAGGGGAAGACUAUGUGGAGUCCACGACGCUGUCAGGGACAAGCCAUUUCUCCUGUUCUUUGACAUCAAGCAGUGUGCCACAGUCGUCUCUGUCUCUGAGCUGCUGGCUGGAGAAGUGGACACCGAUACCAUCUUCACCUGCCCCACUCAGCAGAUCAACUGCCUGCUGGCUCAUGACAGGUGUGUUGUGGCCGAGUGCCCGGAGGAGAAUGAGUUUGGAGUGAGAAACAACCCAGUCUGCGUAGACGAAGUGGAUCCAGACAAAUACCGCAAUGUCACUGACCUGAACUCCUUCGAUUCUGCCGGACUUAUCGCGGAUCUGGUGGGUGACAUUGCCAAUGAGAGGUGUGCACCCUACUACCUCAGGAGUGAAGCCGUUGCCCGGAGGUGUAUCCCGACCUUUCUAGACCUGCGUGGGAUUGUGAAUGACACCAUCAAUUUCGAGCCUGACCCAGCACUGAACGACACCCUAAUUAGAGAAGUCCUCACCAGUGCAUCCAUUGACUCCAUUGUCAUGGAUCAUUUCUCUGGGUUCUCCUACUACCAGUUCUACUGUUUCCAAGACACGGAGAACCUUUUCAACAGAUUCGACUCAGAGGAGGAUUCCCUGACUGAUUUUCUCAACUCGACAGAGACCCUCUCUGCCAGACUGUGCGUGCAGACUGAGGUGUUUCGCUCCUUCAUCUCGUCGCAGUUACCUUGGUUCCGCUACCAGAAGGAGACUUGGCUCGCCAUUGGUAUUAUAGGGACGGUGUUUGUGGUUGUGAUAGUCCUCAUCCUCAUCUUCCUCGGGAAGAAGAUCAGAAUCUCCAUCGCCAUCAUCCAGGAGGCGGCCAAGGCGGUGGGAGGUGUUCCAACAAGUGUGUUCUAUCCCGUUCUCACCUGGCUCCUCCUCAUAAUGCUCUUCUUGUACUGGGCCGUUGUGGCUGUGUUCCUGCUGACAGCCUCCACUCCGACCUACCGUAUUCUGGCCACCGAGACCCUGAGUGUGGAGGAUAGGACCAUCUCAGAGCUUAGCUCAGAUCCGCUCUAUAAUGGAGACAUCUGUGACAUCGAUGAGAUUAAUGCUCUGGAUCUGGAGGAGAUCAACAAUGCCUCUACCAAUGGCAGGGUCCUGGUGGAUACCACCAUGGGUGUACUGGCUGUCUACAAUGGCAGCAGAGAGAUCGGCAGAAAGAUCGGCAACAUCAGCUGCCUCUUUGACGAAUUUGUCACCUCCAAUACUCUACUGGGGAUGCACAUCUACCACCUGUUUGGCCUCCUGUGGAUUGGUAACUACAUCCUGGCCCUGGGAGAGUGUACGCUGGCCGGGGCCUUUGCCUCCUGGUACUGGGCAUACAGGAAACCCAAGGAUGUGCCGCUCUUUGCUGUGCUGGGCUCUUUAGGAAGAGCAUUCCUAUUCCACUCUGGGUCUCUGGCAUUUGGGGCCCUCAUCAUAGCCAUCAUCCAGAUGAUCAGGAUAAUCCUGGCCUACCUGCAGAGGAAGCUCAAGGACAAGACUGGCAGGAUCACCAAGAUCAUCUUCUGCAUCCUCCAGUGCUGCUUCUGGCUCCUGGAGAAGUUCUUCAAAUACGUCAACAGACAGGCCUACAUCGAGAUUGCCAUCUAUGGCUAUGAUUUCUGUACUGGAGCUUGCAAGGCGGUCAAGUUAAUGAUCAGGAACCUCCUCACGACAGCAGUCAAAGACAGAAUUGUGGCGUUUCUGCUGUUCCUGGGAAAGAUAUUUAUUGUCUGCGUAAUCGGAGUGCUGGCCUACUUAGGGUUUGGGCCAUAUCAAGACCAGGGCGAAAAGCUGUGGGGCCAACCCCUCAAUUACUACCUAAUCCCUGUCAUGGUUCUGGUAACGCUGGCGUAUUUCAUAGCGUCUGGGUUCAUGAGUGUGUUCCACAUGGCAGUUGACACCAUCUUCAUCUGUGCACUGGAAGACUACGAGAGGAACGACGGGACGGAAGAGAAGCCCUACUUCAUGAGCGACAACCUCAAGAAGCUGCUGGGAGUCAAAAACAAGUUUGACAGGACAGACGGGACUGACGGGGCCCAGCUGGCCGAGGUCUCCGGGGGUGAUAAGCUGGAGCCAGUCGACUCUAGUAGCAACCUGUGAUGAUAAACUUCUCUAACUCCCUAUCUGUCUUAGAUUGCACGAGCCAAUAACCGUUAUUAACCAUUCCCCAUAUUUUUAAUGCCGAUAUAAUUAUGUAUAUAUAGUACGUAAGUAGCCUUUAUCAGCAUCGAUUAUCGUUUUAGACUGUAUUAUAGUUUUUAUCUUAUUCCAAGUUGCUGAUAACACACAGUAUAAUAAUCAUUCAAUGCCAAUCAAAAAGGUGUGGUACUUUGUAAAAAAAUAUUGUGCCUAUUCAAAAGUGUGGCCUUCGGCCCCCAUUUCCUUCAUGAACUUCAACAUGAAUGCGGCAAUAAAGGCAGCCCCAGCGAUGUCGCUACCCUCCACUGACUUUCUGACCAUCUCCUUGGCCUUCUCAAUCUGCUCGGCUGACCCUGUAAUCUUACACUUAGCGACGGCCUCAAAGUUUAGGAAGACGUCCAGGCCCUUGAGUUGCUCAAUGUUGAUUCUAGUGCCAGUCAGGUUUUCUAUGGCCCUAACAUUUGCCCCCUUCCUGCCAAUGACUCGUCCACAAUGUUGACUCGGUAUAUCGAUUGUCUCAGUGGUCGCUAUAUGUAGAGCCGUCUUGCGACGAAGGUUCUGGACUAUGAGAAACAGAGCCUUCUUGCAGUUCUCCUUUUCGCCAAUUAUGACUACUCUUGUGUUGGCUGCCGUGUCAACUUCCUUCUUUUCAACCCUGAUUUUUGUGUCUGUCUUUGAUUCUACAACUCUGCGAUUCUUCCCGUCUCUUCCAAUGACAAAGCCAGCGACAUCUCCUGGACACUCAAAAGCAAGACAACCUAUCUCCCCACCAUCUGCACAGGUUUCAGAACUAUCGGUAGACUCAAAAACACCUGGCAUUUCUUUCUGGGUUGGUUUUGCAGCGGCACCCUUCAUCAGUCUGGAGACGGCGGAUCACUCGGUUUGCGGGAUGCAGUUGGUUGAGUAGGAGUGGAAGGGCAUGGUUUAUCUCUCUCCACAUCGUCGCCCCCGGCUUAGUGGAUCCUCCUGUUUAGACUGGGAGGGUCAAACUGUCGUCCAGCUUCAGUCGAGACAGUGGGUAGCAUCAGACCGUGGCCAUCAUCACAGGUGAAGUACCUCUUCCAAGAAAUUUUCCGAGUGCCCUCCUUCAACUACCUCAUCCAUUUCUACGCCGGCGAAGUCCAGGGCAGUCAGUGUUGACGGCCCGCACCAAUAUAAUAGAUGACUCCAUACCAUGGUUUUGGCUUGUGAUCAACUUUCACCAGUUGACCUACUUCAAAUGAGCUGGAGACACCUGCUUUAUAGGUGAGGUUUCCGAAUUCUUGGCCAACUCGGUGGCGGUUUGACUGUUUGAUGGACUGCUUGCAGACCGUCUUGGACCACUGGGUGAGGAGCUGGGUUGAAAGGAGGGGUCGUCGCUGAUUGACAUUUUCUGGAGCCUCUUCAUGCGAACUAAAUCACGUUCACUAGUGGGAGUGCCGCGAGUGGCAGCAUCACGUGCCGUUUCUUGAACCGGCAUGAUACCACCACACUCCAGCUCUGGGAGUGCACGUUGAAGAUCAUCUAGUAUGGUCCGUAUAGACCUGCUGCUCUCACUGCUUCGAUCAACUUUUGGACAGAGGCACCGUGUCCUUCACGCAUCUUCCACUGCUCGAAGAAACGGUGGAUCUGUUCCUUGAGGUCGUGCUCGUCUCCGCACACGAUAGCGUCGAUGUCUGUGGUGCUGAAUUCCAGUACUCGGGCCACCGCCUUCCAGUUUCUCCCGAUAUGGUCCUUCAGCUCCUGUAUCACUCGGGCUAGCUGGCUCCCGUCCACUGAGGCUGUCAUUUUCAAUGGAGCUAGCUAGCUAGGCGGCCGGCCAAAGUCUAGUCAC
Geodia barretti is the source of this 4789-nucleotide messenger RNA. NCBI's taxonomy places the organism in Eukaryota, Metazoa, Porifera, Demospongiae, Tetractinellida, Geodiidae. The record is from the annotation of a GenBank genome assembly.